UCAGCCCCCACCGGGGGGGGCCUUAUCGAUAACUGAAACAGUUGGCAGCAAACAAAACAAACGGACGGGGCAAAAAUGAAAACGUAAAUUUAUUUUAUUGGCGAACGGAAGAAACCAAUACAACCAAAAACCUGAGUCAAAGCCGCCUACGCAGAUAACAGGCACUGGAACGUGUCGCGGGACGCGGGGAAAUUGCACAAAACACAAACAUAUGGAUGGAUCCAUAAACUUUCCAGAUAACGAAGCGACGAAGAAGUAAUCAGCAGCAGCGAACCCCCCGAUAAUGGUGGCCGCAAAGUACGAGCGCCUCAAUUCCCAGAGUGGAGGGGGCGGCGGCGGUUCCGGCGGUGUUGGCAGCAGCAGCUGUGCUGAUGACGAUGACUGCGAGGAAAUUGAGCUCAAUUUGGACAAGAAGGCGACGACGUCAACGACAACGCUGCAGAAUGGCAAAGAUAGACGGCUGGCUAACUUCAAAUACGUGAACAGCAGCAAUAGCAUUGGUAGCGGGCUUGGAGUCGGCGACGUAGCAGCCACGUCGGCACGGGAGAAGAUCAUGGCGCGGCAGGCGGAUGCCCGCUUUAUGCAGAUGGCCAUUGGCACCCUGGUCAUUAUUAUGAUCUACCUAACGCUCUCCAUUUCGCUGACCUUCUACCAAACGGACAUCAAUCGCGAGAUGCCAUUCCCCCUAACAAUUGUCACGUAUCACCUAAUCCUUAAAUUCAUUUUGGCUGCCCUCGUGCGUAGGAUUUAUAAGCUGCGCGUGGGUCGAUCCCGUGUGCAGCUGGAUUGGCGUGUGGCACUGAGAAAAAUGGCACCCACUGGUGUCGCCAGUGCCAUUGAUAUCGGUUUCUCCAACUGGGGAUUGGCCCUGGUGCCCAUAUCUCUGUACACAAUGACCAAAUCAUCUACCAUAGUGUUUAUACUGCUGUUUGCCAUAGCUUUAGGAUUGGAAAAGAAGAGCUGGUCUCUGGUGUUUAUUGUGGGCCUCAUUGGCGCUGGCCUGGUGAUGUUCACCUACAAGUCCACGCAGUUCAAUGCCUUGGGCUUCUUCUUCAUACUGUUUGCCUCGCUGAGCAGCGGCCUGCGCUGGAGUUUCGCACAGUUUAUUAUGCAAAAAUCAAAACUGGGGCUGCACAAUCCGAUUGACAUGAUCUACUACAUGCAGCCGUGGAUGAUUGCCUCGCUGCUGCCGCUUGUUUGUGGCAUUGAAGGUGUAAAGCUUUACGAUGUGGCGGAGAACCUAAAGAUAUAUACGACGGAUGAAAUAACGUGGGCCAUUGCCAGGAUAACCUUCGGGGCACUGCUUGCGUUCCUCAUGGAGUUCACCGAGUUCUUGGUGCUGUGCAAGACCUCCAGCCUGACGCUUUCGAUAGCGGGUAUAUUCAAGGACAUCUGCCAGCUGUUCCUGGCCGUCACCCUCAAAAAGGACCAGCUGAGUCCCAUCAACUAUGUGGGUCUGGUUGUCUGCCUUGCGGGCAUAGCCUGCCAUCUGUGGCACAAAUACUCCACCAUGGCCGAUGCGGAGAAGCAUCAAAAGGACCUGCAUCUGGACAACGACCGUGACGAUUUGUCGGCGGAGUACAACUUCAAUGAGGGAGGAGCUGGUGGCGGCGGCGGCGGUGCAGACAAUUCCAUUGCGGGCAUCCAUGUGAGAUCCCACUCGACGUUGACGGUGCCAUUGCUGGAGCAAACCGAUUCCGAGGAUGAGUCGGGCAAUGAUCUGAACAACAAGCAGAAUUCCUCCGAUGUCAUAUUCGAUGUGCUCAAGCGACGCGAUAUGCAGCGAUGAGGCGAGGCGAGGCUGCCCGGACCUGCGCGCCUGGACGUUGUGCUGUAAAUGUUGUAAAUUCAAAAUGUUUCUGCGGAACCACUUAGGCCGAAGAUUAGUAAGAUAGUUAAUCCCCAAAUUCCACUCUCUGUCUCCCUCUUCUCUCAAACAUUCUUGCAUUUGAAAUUAGGCUAGAACUUCCCCUUUGGGAGCAAUAUCAAAUUGUAGUGUCACCCCCCCACGAUCGAUACUUGAAAAUUAUAUAUUUCCAUUUUUGAUGAUACAAA
Messenger RNA from Drosophila pseudoobscura, 2055 nucleotides. Its product is annotated as solute carrier family 35 member C2. The transcript is spliced from 4 exons. Gene Ontology annotation, cellular component: endoplasmic reticulum-Golgi intermediate compartment; cis-Golgi network; Golgi apparatus. Gene Ontology annotation, molecular function: antiporter activity. Lineage: Eukaryota; Metazoa; Arthropoda; Insecta; Diptera; Drosophilidae. Gene Ontology annotation, biological process: UDP-glucose transmembrane transport. Bases 284 to 1789 code for a protein of 501 amino acids. The record is from RefSeq and is a predicted model, not a curated record.